CAUUUUGGCAGCACUGAAAUGCCGUUCAAAUUUAAACUCGAGAGAGUAACGGGAUAUUAGCAACGCUUGUUUUCAGCAACAGACGUCGAAUGAGCUAUAGAGUUUGAUUCUGAACUGCUGUGGAGUGUGAAACGUUUAUGUGAAUGCCGAAGUAUUUUAUUGGGAAAGUGUUGAAGGGUAGAUGUGUUUUUUUGUCAACAAGAACGAUUGUGAUUGAUUUUCGGAAUGGAUUGUGAAAGCGACGUGAGGUCCCUGUGUGUAACCACUCUGAAAGAGCUUUGCGACAGUAAGAUACAAGAACUUUUUGAAAUAUGGGGAGUUGUUGGCCAUCAAAAUCUCGAAUCAAGGUCCAAUGUGGUCUGUAAAAAUGUGGAGGCCCUUUUAAACGACAUGGUUGAAGAAGAAACAGAGUUCCGGAAUAAUCUGGCUAUUGAAAUAGAAGAACUGCUGAAAGAAUCUGCAGAAUUAUGUGCUGAAGUGGGUGGUAACCAUAAUGAUGUAGUAGCUGGUUUAGAGGACAGUAGUAUUCCCCUUUUGCAAGUGAAGAAUUUAUUGAAUAUGCGAAUGGAAGGCUACAGAAACUGUAAGCAACAGAGGCUUAGUGAAUAUGAAGAUCUACUCCAAAAAGAGCAACAACUUGUCCUCUCUAUGGGAAUAAAAAAGAAACCAAAAUUGACCAAACUUCCAUCUGAAGAAGCAUUACAAGAAUUCUCUAGAUACAUAGAACAGAAAUUUGAUGAGGAAAGGGAACUCAGGCAUCAAUAUGAAGAAACAAAGCUGAAGAUUGAGGAAAUUACAGCAGAAUUGGGAAUUUCCCCCAACACAACAAUCCAUAAAAUGUUGGUAUCAGAUUCCCAGUUUUGUUUAUCAACUGAAAAUAUGCUGCUUUUGAAGAAUUUGCACCAAGACAUGGAACAGCGGUUGGAAGAAGCUAAAUCUGUGGCAAUUGAACUUAGAGAAAAGCUUUCAAAUUUAUGGGAACGUUUACAUGUUGAUUAUGCAGAACGUGACCUAAUUUUCCAGCAAUAUCCAGGCCAUUCAAAGACUUCCAUUGAUGCUUUAAAGGCUGAAAUUCAGAAAUGUGAAGAAAAGAAAAGACAAAAUAUCCGUGUAUUUGUAGAAGCAAUUCGUGAAGAACUUGCUUCAUGGUGGGACAAAUGCUGUUAUGGAAAACUCCAGAGACAACAGUUUCGUUCCUUUUAUUCAGACUGUUAUACUGAAGAUCUUCUUGAACUACAUGAAAUUGAAAUUGAGAAGUUAAAAAGAUACUUCAAAGAUUUAUCCAAAUUUGUUCACAGUGACAUCUUGGAAUUGGCCAAGAAACGAGAAAAAUUGUGGAAAAAAAUGAUGGAUCUUGACGAGAGGGCUCACGAUCCAAAGCGUUUAUUUGCAAAUAGAGGUGGUCAACUUCUUAGGGAGGAAAAAGAAAGGAAAGCCAUUCAAAAGGACCUCCCCAUACUGGAUAAAGAACUUGGUUGUCUACUGGACACUUAUGAAAGUAAGCACAAUGUGCCGUUUCUGUAUGAUGGAACUGAUUUGAGAGAUAUAAUAAAGUCAAAAUGGGAAGACUUUCAAAAGAAAAAAGAGGAAGAAAAACUGGCUCGGAAGAAAGGCAAAGACCACACCCUUGCAGAAAAGACAUUAUCUGCAACUAAAAGGAAAAAUGUUGCAACACCAGCAUCUGUUCCUAGCAAAGUGUGCAAAUCUAGUGGUCCUCCUUCAGGAGCUAGUAGCACUGCUAGCUCCACUGGAAGUAAGGUAGUAAGGAGGAUCUUCGACAGGCGGGGAAAUGUGGAAAAUCGUGUAACAACUCGAACAAAAUAUGGGUUUCGGAAUCGUGGAGUUCAGUCGCCUGAAGCAUCUUACACAGAUUUUCAGUAUGGACUGGAGAAACGUAGUGCUGAUCAAGAAAUGGUUCGCAGUUCUGUGGUGCCAUCACGUCUUCUGAAAGAAAGAAAUGGUCAGAAUGAACUUGCAUGCAUUAAAGAGAGAGUUGCCACCCCAGCUAAACCUCCUCGGAAAAAUUCUGUUACUCGCUCCUGCACAAACUUAUCAGAGUUUCGUACUCCUCAAGCAGUUCGGAAAGCAAGCCCGGGUUUGUCAAGGUCUCGUUCAGCUCCUCGACUUGCCACGGCUAGAGGUCAUUUACCAAUUAUAAUUUGAUUCUGACAUAUUAUUUUACAAUGUUUAAUAUUAAUUUGCUAAUAUUUGUUACUCUAAAUUAUUGUUUAUUUUUUUAAGUAAUUGUGGAGAAGUAAAUUGAUUUAUUUAUUUACUUCUUCCCAAUUUAAAAUUUAUUAGUCGAUGCACUUUCUAUCAUUUUGUUUCCUUUUGGAAAAUGAGCUUUGAUUGUAUUUAUAUUUUACAUAAUGCUACACAUGUCGAGAUUUGUUCUAAUGUUACAUAAUCCAGUGUGUGAAUUGAAAACCAAAGUUUCUUUCUCUCCUUCUCAAGCUUAUAUUAUUUCUGUAGUGUAAAGUUCUGGUGAAUCUUAAUAGAAAAAUAUUUAACUAAAUUUACUAGUUUGCUUUAAAUAACUGUUAAAGUGUGUGUAGGUGCUAACAGCUCAGAAUUACAAAACAGUAUUUCUCACAAAUUUAUAAUUAACAAGAAACAUUUGUAAGUUUUAUGUAACAAGCUGUAUAAAAUGUAUAUAAUAAACUACUUUUUAUAUAUUAUUAUUUUGAUUUUUUUCACUU
Molecule: messenger RNA, 2699 nt
Organism: Gryllus bimaculatus (two-spotted cricket)
Lineage: Eukaryota; Metazoa; Arthropoda; Insecta; Orthoptera; Gryllidae
Source: the annotation of a GenBank genome assembly